This is a messenger RNA of Enterobius vermicularis (human pinworm), 1365 nucleotides long. The record is from the annotation of a GenBank genome assembly. NCBI's taxonomy places the organism in Eukaryota, Metazoa, Nematoda, Chromadorea, Rhabditida, Oxyuridae.
AUGAGUGACGAUGAAGAAUCAUCCUCAAACGAUGAAGAAGUGCUGCCGCCACAUGCCGUAGAAGCUGUUCGUCGUCAAGAACGUGAUUUCCAUCGUAUACGUGAUGACGGGGAAAAUUCUGAUGAUGAUGAUGAUGAAGAUGACGACGAAGACAACGAUGAUGUUGAUGAUGAUGAAGAUUCGUCAGAUGAUACUAAACGAGAACCGUUCAAUAUAAAUUUACCAUCAACUCAUCAGUACCUCCAUAUACCCCGUGCCGAUGAUAAACUUUUCGAUUACAAGCCUUUGGAAGCAAAUACAGUUAUAUCAGUUUCUAUAAUUAAGUUGCAUGUUGUUAUGUUCCCAAACCAGUUAUUGCCUUUUCACGCGGCAGACAAUAUGACAGUGAGGCAACUUGUGGAAGCAUCAUCAAAAGGCACACUGAUUGCACUGAAACCAGAUUUUGUUGCGAACUCGCGCGACAUUGCAACCCUAAUACAAGUUGUUCAGGUAUCUGCUAUCGACAACGAGGGGGUGUCUAUACAUGCUCUAGGAAGGCAGAGGUGUAAAAUACGUGAAGAGCAUUCUGCAAUUAACGGGAUGCGGUACGGUGAAGUAGAAGUACUAGAUGAUAGAGAAUUACGGCCCUUCAUUCCGUAUGACGUCUCACGUUCUCUUGCCAGAAUGAGAAUGCCAAAAAAAAGAUAUGUGCAGCAGAUUCUAUCUUGGUUGUCUUCUUGGUUUCCAAAUGAUAAAAUCGAUGCAAAUUUAUCCGAAGUACUUCUUCAGUUCAUUACUUUAAUUGCUCAAAAUAUCGCUGAUGUACUCAUGAAAUUGUACCUUUUUCAUGGUCUAUCAAACUUAGAUACUGUUAAGGGGCUCACAUCAUUCAGUUUCUGGGUGGCCGCCAACAUUCCGGUAGACACAGUAAUAAGGCUUGCUUUACUGGAAGAGUCUUGCACUGAUAGAAGAAUAAUAAACGAGUGCCUUCAUUUGCGAAAAAUUAAUCGAAUCGUUUGCAAAAGGUGUGGUACAUUUCUCUGCAGUUUGUCGGACAUAAUUAGUAUUUCUACAGAAGGCAACAGUGCACUCUACGUCAAUCCAAGCGGGUAUGUUCAUGACAUGUUUACUGUAUCAAAACUGAAUUCUACUACACCACAAGGAAAUCCAUCUGCAGAAUUCUCAUGGUUCCCAGGGUAUGAGUGGACGAUCCACAACUGCGCUUGCUGCCGAAAUUUCAUUGGUUGGCGUUUCACCAGUAAAAGUUUGAAACCACGGUACUUCUAUGGAAUCAGCCGAGCAAUGGUUUGUCCUCGUGAUAGAAACCGAUUACUCAAUGAGGGUCCACGUGAUUUUGCAGACGAGUACCUUUACUUACAGCUUUAA